CAGAUCGAAUCUGUCGCUUCGGCAACCCUUCUUCGAACGAGUUUGAUAUAAACUUACAGUUUUACAAACUUUUAAUAGGACGCACGCGCGAGUCAACCAUGCACUUUUGACAACCACCCGCCGAGACUCGCGAGACGAAGCACUUUCGGGAAAAACGCUGUCAGUCUGAGCUGUAAAACAAAAUGGAUAAUGUUUGAGAGCGGUGCUUUCGAGUGAAAAAAGUUGAAAUUAUUGUGCAAAAACCGUGUUAUUUCUAGUGGGAAAGUAUUCUAAACUGUUUAGCUGUUUUUGGAAAAUAGGUUUUCACCGAAACUUCCAGCUGAAUCGUGUGAAUUGAGAUUUACUGUCUCGCAGGAGAGUGAUGUCUUGGCCAAACAGUUGGCAAGUGCAACCAGGUUAUGCGGGAUACGCUACGGCAGCUGCGCCUCCAUCGGUGGCUCCGGUUGCGUCUGCUGCGGCCGCUGCGCUUCCUGGUGGUUACUCGGCCAUGACUCCGGAACAAUACGCCCAAUGGCAACAGUGGCAACAGUACCAGCAGCAAUACGCCCAAUGGCAUGCCCAAUACGGGGAGCAGUAUGCCCGUCAAAUGGGCAAACCGUUGCCGGCAGUGCCGGCUCCGAUGCCCUUGCAGCAUAUGGGCCUAGCCACCAAUGUUCCUCCGCCGGCAGUGGCCAUGGCACAACCCGUUCCUGCCCCGGUAGUAGCCCCCACCGUUGUUCCUACAGCACCUCCGGCUAUUGCGGCCGUUGUGGGGCCCGUUCCUCCGGUUGCUGCCGUCGCUCCACCUAUACCAACCAUCUCAGCUGCACCGCCGCCGCCUCCGGAACCCCACCCGGAUAGUGUUGCUAGCCAAGGUAUGUGGAAUAAUUUGUGUUUUCCCUUAUGGACAAUGAAUGAAAAAAAAAAGUUUUGGAAGUGUUUGACCUGGAACAUGGGAAUAUCGAUAGUCUAAUGUGCAGUAAUUUUGUGUAGAACAACAAACAGUAGAGUACAAUUGAAAUUUGUAUCAAAUCUUGCCUUUAAGUUUUCUGUCAAGGAUCGUUCAAAAGUUAUGUAACGCUAUAAUGUCUGAUGAGAGAUCCAGUCCAGUUUAAUCGAAGUGCGUUUUGUUAACAUUUCUAA
Aedes aegypti (yellow fever mosquito) is the source of this 1122-nucleotide messenger RNA. RefSeq names its product branchpoint-bridging protein-like. The transcript has 2 exons. The record is from RefSeq and is a predicted model, not a curated record. Bases 362 to 952 code for a protein of 196 amino acids. NCBI's taxonomy places the organism in Eukaryota, Metazoa, Arthropoda, Insecta, Diptera, Culicidae.